GUCCGACGCUGUCACCAGGCGGCGAAUUCAGCAGAGCAGCUGUCCGCCACGGUGCUAGCGGAAUUGGGCACGCCCAGCAGUUUCCAAACAUCGAGGCUCCUCAGGCCUUUUUUUGUUUUAUCUGGCGAUGGGAAGAAGAUAGCUUCCGUGAGCCCAGUCAUUACAGGAAACGACUAUCAUGCCAGCACUAGCAAGAGCCUUCUCCGAAUGCACCAUGAAGAGGUGCCGGUACCUGAAGCUGUCGGCUUACAUCAUGUGUCUCUGCAGUGGGCUGGUUGUCGCCAUACUCGGCAAUGCCUCGCUGACCCGGCUGAACGUCCUGAGCGUGGAAAGCCAGCGUUGGGGGCUCCACGGACACCAGCGACACCUCGCGGCGCUAGCCGUCGCCACUGUGGUACUUGGUUCAGCGUGUGCCUUGGCAGCUGUUCUUGGUUGUGUGGACGCGCUUUUGGCGAGGAGGCCUCAUCUGGCGCUGGACGUCGUUACAGGCAUUCUCAUUUUGGCCCAAGUCGGAGUUGCUUCUGCAGGCUUCACCUUAAUGAUAUGGGUAAAGAACGACAUUCCACCAGGACGAACGAACUGCAAGGAUUGUUUGAAGAACGUCAUCUUCGUCUGUGGAAGAUUCAUUCCCGCCAUAGGCAGCCUGCUUCUGGCAUCUGCAGUGGCCCAGUGCAUCACCAUCGUUAUAAACCGUGUCGACCAGUCGCAAGCCGAAGUUCAAGCCAAGCUUGAUCGGGCGAACAAUCUCGAGGAGUACAGGAUGAAAACAGUGGACCAAUUCAUCGGCUCAUGGGCUCCAAGAAAAAGUCAGUCCUGGGGCGGCAACCUUGACUACUCAGGCUCACUGUUUGACCGGUCUGGGCCUGCGAAGAAAGUGCAGACUACUCCCACCAGCACGCCGCGCAUGAAACUCCGGUUCGGCGCCGCCAAGUCACCGCCGGCCAGGAUACGCCCUCCGAUCGAGAUCGUCAUCACCGAGGCACCGCCCGACGCCUCCAGCAGAGCCGCCGCCAGGGCCGCCUUGCAGCAAGAGUCGCAGGGCGAAGGACUGGGGCUGCCCGACUUCGGCCACUACGCGAACGUGGAGUAGAAGGCCGGAACCUCCGCCUGUGCGAGAGCACGCGACGCGUGCUGGUUUUGUGAGACUCGAAUAAGGCGGGGCAGUGCGACACACCUAACUUUUCACUCGUGGCUCCUUGAGGCAUGCCAUCAAGAUGCGUCUCUGCCGCACGGUGAUCGUCUGUACUAAUACAGUUAGUGUUUCAUUGCUAAGGAUGCGAAACGUGGAUGCAUUUCAGCAUAUUCCGUCAUAGUCGGCACAAGCCACUGCAGCAUGCUUGCAGCGUGUUGCGGUAAGGGGCAGCCGUAGUAAUUCGUACUUAAAAGGGUCUGCCUCGAUCGUGUCUGCGUAGGUUAGUCCCGUUCGCUCGUGUCAGCCGUAGUGUCAGCGCUGCGAACAUAUAUGUGGCACUCAGUGAUUUAUAGGUCAAUGUUAAUGUGACAUAACUUUUGUUUAAAAGAUAUCUUAUUUAAAAUUGUCAUGAAGUUAACACGAAUAUGCGCUGGUAAAGCAAGCGGUUUAUUUAUUCUUAAGCUUUUAACACCAUGCCGAGAAAUAAAAUGCCCUUGAAAGCCUGUGUGUAUAACCAUA
Dermacentor albipictus is the source of this 1651-nucleotide messenger RNA. RefSeq lists its product as uncharacterized. NCBI's taxonomy places the organism in Eukaryota, Metazoa, Arthropoda, Arachnida, Ixodida, Ixodidae. The record is from RefSeq and is a predicted model, not a curated record.